Vollenhovia emeryi is the source of this 5141-nucleotide messenger RNA. It is a transcript of the gene THADA, whose product is annotated as thyroid adenoma-associated protein homolog. Gene Ontology annotation, biological process: tRNA methylation. The transcript has 14 exons. Gene Ontology annotation, cellular component: cytosol. Lineage: Eukaryota; Metazoa; Arthropoda; Insecta; Hymenoptera; Formicidae. The record is from RefSeq and is a predicted model, not a curated record. The coding region runs from base 639 to 4580 and encodes 1313 amino acids.
ACUUAAAGUCAUUUCUAGAUAGCCGAGCCUGUAGAAGCACUUUCUCUCGUAAGAAGAAAAACCGCACGCGGUAGUAUAAAUUAUAUCACAUACUUUCCGCAAUUCUUAAAGUUUUCUUAAAAAAUUUUUAAGCAAGCUUUAAAGCCUUAAGUGAAAGUUUUGCGUGUCCAAAUUUCAUAUUUUUCCAUUUGUCUAAAGUAACAUUUUAAGGUUUUCCAACAUUUUCCCAAGGACUAUUGCCUUUAUUUUUAUUAACCGUUUCCUAUACAGAGUCUAUCUUUCCUAAAUUGAAAAAUGCAGCUCAAAGUGCCAACGCACAAAGCUCAUUUAUUAUCUCCUCGGUCCGUAAUGUCCGUAUAUUUGAAUAAACGGGCGCAACGACGAACGAUUUUCCUGUGCGCCAAGAGAUCGAUGUUAUCUCGUGGUUGUGGUGACAGGGCGUAUAACGAACUUAAAUUCUAGCGGUUGGGCGGACAGAUGUCCGCAUCAGCCGGAUAGCCGGCGGUUACCGGUAGAGAGAUUAGCGGGUAUCGGUAAAAGCGUGCCGUUAAAUCGCCAUGUGUCCCGGAGUAAACACGCUCCGACGUGAAAGGGUGCUCCGGCCACGUUGCUGCGAUAUCGCGCGGGGCCUCUAAAUAAUGCAGGAGGCGAAAAGUAUGAACGAGACCGAGCUCCGCGCGCUGCUGAGCGGCCUGCGGGUGUCGAAGCAAAAGGGCGAGCUGGACACGGACGAGAGACUCGCGCGGCAGACCGUCAAGUGGCGGGAUGCCUUGGAGUACAGCGUUUUGGAAGCGUGUGCCAGGCAUCGCAGCGAGGAGUGCAGACUGGAGAUGCUGGCACUCUUGGUGGAAUCGAAGAAAAGCACGUUGCACUUUACGCGCAUGGAACUCGACGUGAUUCUGUUAUUCUUGGGCUACAAUUUGUGCGAGAAGAUGGAAUAUGUGCCCCUUGUCAAAAAGGCUUUAAAACGGUUGAAAGACAGCCUGGCGGUCAUGCGUAGGCGAUUGUCUCAAGAGCUGAAAAUGAGAAGUCGCUACGAGGAACAAGACGCCGCUUGCGAGAUGUACGAGGACGCUUUGGCCCAAUCCCGUCAAACGUCUGGGCAAAUUGAACGCGACGUGCAGGACUACGUCACGUUUUUCGUAAACCUGCGCGAGACUUGCGUGGGCAAUUUGUACCCAGACGCGACGUACGAUCGCAGACGUUCCAGCUUGCAGAUACUCUUGCUGGCGCAAGAACUCCUUUGCGACGAAUUCAAGGACGCCGAAUGGGAGAGGGAGCAAGCCGAGACGAUAUUCCAGUGUCUGUUGCUGGACACAUACGAGCCGAACAAGGAAAUGGCGUAUCGGAUAAUAAAACCGUUGAGCCCAGUGUUGCUGCGCCUCGAUUCAGAACCGCGGGUUCGUUUAAUUAUUCAAGUCGCACUCAAAUUGGGUAGCAGUGUACGGCCCAUAGACAGCGCUACGGCCGCGUACAUGCUAAAAUUGUCCAAGCUGUCCCCCGUUAUAAAAAGUAUACUUUGCGACUACUGCACCGUGGAAGACAAUGUCGCGGAAGCGACGACGUUGCAACUAGUAUUACUGCUGUACAGAAAAUUGCAGGAGGCGUUGGUUUUAGCCAAAAAGAACAUAGGAAUGGCAAUCGUUAAAAAUUCUUUGUAUGGAUAUUUGUUCUGCAUCAAAAGCUUGCUCGUAGACUGCGACUUGAGAGACACAGGGACGAGCGAAUUGUGGCAAAGCACCGUAGCUAAUGUUAUACUGCUGUGCCUUGAAUUGAAUCACACUGUUUCUGUGGUGGUAAAUAAUUCUUCACCGGAAGGGCAUUUACCAAUGGAUUUGAAGGCGCUAAGUUUAGACGACGCGUCAUUUCCCGAGAAGGAGAUUGUAACGCCACAAAUGGUGCUACUUUGUUCGUGGCGCACUGUUAAAGAAGCCAGCCAAUUGUUCGGUUUAUUCGCCACCAAGGCGUCGAUACAGACCUCUGAAUCUUUAAACGGAUUGUUAACAGAGGAACAAAUUGAGCGUGUAAUGAAACAUUUAGUCUCGCUAUUGUGCGAAACGAAACAUAGAGGUGCGUUUGAACAAGCGUACGUUGGCUUUCAUCAAUUAUGCACGCGGCUGUGGCGAUUAACGAACACGGCUCUAAACGCACUUCCUAUGCAUUGGUUGCACGAUAUUUUAGUGGGCAUUACGGGAUUAAUGCCGGGAUAUACGAAACUAUGUGCGACGAGAAGAAGCGCGGGUGUACCGUUUUUGAUACAGGCAGUGCUGUCCUCGGAACCAAAAGUCCGUAAUAAUUCAGGAGUGUCUGCGUUUCACUCGGUUAUGAAAAUUUUAUUACAGUUCUCGCAGCUUGAGAGCACAGUUAAUCUAUGGCAUCAAGUAAAGAGCAUAAUGUAUCGAAAUACAGUAUUUUCCACGUACGAGCAUUUAGCCGAACCGAUAGUAGAAGACGGGAGCGAGUACGGAGAAGUUAAGCUUGAUAUGACCGAGAUAAAGACUCAUUCCAUGAAUAUUCUGAGAGCUUUAUUCAGACACUCUCAGCUCGGGGAUGUAGUCAAGUGUUAUAUUGCGGACGGUUUGAUGGUUGCCUUUAGAAAUUACGAAAGUAGAACGUGGGCGGAACGUAACGCGGCCACGUUAUUGUUUAGCGCACUUAUAAUUCGAAUUUUUGGCGUUCAAAGAACCAAGGAUCACAUCAAUUUGACGACGGAUAACAAAAUGACGGGGAGAAUAUUUUUCGAAAGAUAUCCUAGUUUAUUACCUUUCAUUCUGAAUGAAUUGCACACUUUCGCGUUGAUUAAUGGUACCGUGAUAAAAUCCAACGUGCAAGCAAUUUUAUUGCUGCUAUCACGAUUGUACAUUAGUUAUCAUUUUGACGGCACGGACAUUGCCUGGAAGAUAAAUGAAUUUGUUAGUUUGGUAUCGCAAUGCGCUAAAAGCCCUGUACAUAAAACACGUGAACUUGCAGCUAGAGCACUCGUGCCGUUAUUAACAGAGGGUACAGCCCACAACGUUGUGAAACAAUUAUUUCUAGCUUUAUGUACAGCACGAGAUACCCGGAUCUCGGCAAAUCUCUCGCAUGGCUAUUUGCUACAGAUAUUAGAGAUCUUCAGGCGAUUGCCAUCCAUCCGCGUGCAGCUGUUAAAAUCUGAUGUCGCAAACUUUAUACGCGCGACAGAUUGGGUAUUGAAUGGAUUGGAAAGAAGAAGAGCCGUUAGGCUUAGUUGCUUUCUCAUAGCUAGUGUAUACAUCGACAUCCUUCAUGAAUUAUAUAAUUUAGACAAAAAUAUGAUUGAAAGUUGUAAUAUGGAAGAUAUAUUGCAUAUUCUGCAGCAGCACUUAGUCGAGAAAGACCUAUUGAGACAAGAACCGGGUGAAGAAAUGUACAAAGUGUCCGCGAUCAAAUUCAUACUUUGCGUGGAGAACCGUUCGAAUUUCUUGCAAACAGUGCACAAUGGGCAAAGCAAAGCGUUCAGCAUAUAUUCGCAGCUUUUGAUCGUACCAGAAGCCGAGACACAGAGCAUUGCUUGGUCUACUGUUUUUGAAGUACUGAAGAAGGGAUCUCAUCGGCAAAGAAAAUUACUGAGCACUUACGCUAUUCGCGCGGCUGCCGAUUUCGCCAAAGAUUUGUACAAAUAUAAUCCUAAAUUGCAAGAUGCGGUUUGCGACUUUUUAUACAACAGCUUGAUGGACACAAACGAAUGUUACCUGAACGAUAAACGUGAAAUUUGUAAUUUGGUUCUCAGGAAAAUGCAUCUGCACGAUGCAAAAAAUAUCUAUUCUCAACGCGUCAAUUACUUGCGACUGCUAGGGAAAUGUAUGACGACAUUAACUCAUGAAUUGAAGGAAGAGGAGCUUAGAACGGGACACAUAGAGGAUAUUUAUAGAAAAGUCUGUGACAACAGUUGGGUCGGCUCGUUACGUAAAGAUUUUAGAUUAACAGUUCUCGAUAUAUUGUACGAACUUUUUGAGAGGGACAUUGGUGCCGAAUAUUGCCAUCCCGCAUUGGAUUGGUGGACAAUGCUGUUACAAUUAUUAGUAGACGAUAACGCGGACAUUCGGCGCGAUGCGUCCAAGCUGAUGUACAGACUCAAACUGUGCAACGAAUUGGAAUGCAUUGAGAAAACUUUGUCGGCGUUCUUUCAGAGCUUCAGCGAAAUGGUCGCGGAUAAAUAUCCCGGGAUAGCAGUUGGCGCCCUUUUCUGCUGGAGCGUCUCGUUGUUAGGAGAUACGGAUUACGAAAUGGAUGAAAGCGAUGUAUUUAACAAGUGUAGGAAUUACGAUGUCUUCGAACCCGUGAGGAUAUCAAAAUUGUGCUUCGAUCUAACGAAAUCGAUAACGCAGCGAUAUUCCAUUGAUAACGCAUUACCGCCGGAUGUUGUCAGAUGGAUAAAUUUUCGUUUGGAUACCGAUUUCCCUGCAUUGUCGUCUUUUAAAGAAAUCGUACGUAAUUAUAGGAGUAACCAGCCGACACUCGAAAAGGAGCUGGAAGAAAUUUUGGAUCCGACGUACAGGGAUAAAUUAUUACAAGUUUUGGCAUGUGAACAAUACGUUGUUAUGAUGUCAGAUAAAUUAUGACACGAUCGUACUUAAUUUUAUAUAUUGCGAAUAAAUAUAUACGUUUGAUAAAACUCGCGCGUAUUUCAUUAGCGUUAUAAAUUGAUAUUUUAAACAAGAAGUCUACAGAGAUUGUCAAAAUAUUCUCUGAAAAAUGUAUUAGCGAUUAAACAUUAAAUAAAUCUCUAAUAUUAUUUCUACAAGUUUGAAGUAUUUCGCUCUUUGAACAGAAGAAAUAAAACAAAUUGCUGCAAGUAACACAUUAUUUUAAGCAUUUCUAAUGUUAUACAAUACAGUUAAUACAACAAUGCUGCUGUUAUUAAUAAUUUAUAAAAAAUACAUCACAUUUUACUUUAGCACUAAUAGCAGCGCAUUAACUGCACUGUUUCUCUCUUUUCUCUGCACAAAUUACAUUUGUAUUAAUUUCUUGUAAACUGCAGCCAAAAGGCUUUUGCGAAAAUUACGAUGUGAAAAAUGCCGUCAGCUUACACUUAAAAAGUUUCGAUACCUCGAGAAUAUCGACCGUUGCGAUAUUGCGAUAUUGCGAUAUUGAGAACCUCGAAGUGUCGCCCAAACGUAGUA